Molecule: messenger RNA, 709 nt
Organism: Theobroma cacao (cacao)
Lineage: Eukaryota; Viridiplantae; Streptophyta; Magnoliopsida; Malvales; Malvaceae
Source: RefSeq, a predicted model, not a curated record
ACCGAAGUGUUCGAGAAGGCUCUUUGCAAGCGAAAUGAAACCACAGCACUAGCAAAAAUGUCGGCCAUGAAUGAAGAAAUCCAGCGCAGACAGUAUGAGGAUCUUGAUAGUUUGCUGUUCGUGCCGAGGGAGAAGUUGGCGUUCAACGUCGCAAUUAACACUCACUGUAAGCGGUCGCAGCUGCAUUGCAUCACAAAGACUCUCCAACAGAAGGGGGAGUACGAUCUAGUUAAGCAUACCUGCUUUGGAAUGCUCCUGGACUUCUAUCCACAGGGGUAUUUUUACGUCGGUCUCUUGCACAGCAUCAUGAUUCGUCGGAUCACUAAGAGGCAGUCAAUGGACCAUGAGCUAUGGUUUGCCAUUGGCAAGAGCAAGGCGCGACUAUCAAAGCAGGAGUUUUGCCUCAUCACCGGGCUGAAGUUUGGUCCAAUGCCUGAUGUGUUCAGACGACUGUACGAGGUUGCUACGGAUGGAAUUGAUGCAAGAUACUGGAAUUGGUAAGACAACGUUAAGCUGCAAGCUUUGCUUGAUACCUUCUGUGGGGGCAACUUUCAGCGAGCAGGAGACGCGAUCAAGAUGGCACUCGUCUUGAUCGCGAAUAACAUUUUAUUUGGUCAAGACUACCAUAGACGGGUGACGCCUUGGUUGCUGUCAUUAGUGGAGGACAUCGACGCUUGGAAUGUCUUCCCAUAGGGGCACUAUAUUUGAA